CCUUCUCCAUCAGGAUCCCCUGACCCUGGUUGUGGUCAGCUGAGGGACUUGGUAUCUCAAGUGCUCUGUUAGUGAUCCACGUUGGGACCAUCGCCAGAUCAUUUGCGCAUAAUGGCGGUCCAUGAUAUCGAGAAGGGGCCCGGUAGGGCUCCUCAAGAAGAUGCGGGUCAGAAGGCCCCGGGAUUGGUAACAAAUCCCGUCGACGGCAACAUUCCAUAUGUCAAUGCGGAUAAACUCGCCCGUAAUCUUUCUGCACGUCAAGUUCAGAUGAUUGCUAUCGGUGGUACUAUCGGAACUGGUUUAUUUUUAGGAACGGGUAAAGCUCUGGCCACUGGUGGUCCAGCAUCUAUGCUUAUCGCCUACGCCAUUUGCGGUGGUAUUGUCUUUGUGACCAUGCUCUCUUUGGGUGAAAUGGCUUCUUUCAUCCCUGUGGCGGGAUCCUUUUGUACUUUUGCUGGGUGGGUCAUUCCACAUUAUGUGAUAGAUGUUCCACGAGUGCUGACUACUUUCAGUCGCUUUGUCGACGACGCGUUAGGGUUCGCCCUUACUUGGAAUUACUGGUUCAAUGAUGCGGUUUCCACUGCGUCUGAUGUUAUUGCUCUGCAACUACUGCUACAGUACUGGACGGAUAAUUUCCCUGGAUGGGCAAUUAGUUUGAUAUUCCUGGUUGUUGUCAUCGGCUUGAAUAUGUUUUCCGUCAAGGUUUAUGGAGAGAUCGAGUACUGGCUCAGUCUACUAAAGGUUGUGACUAUCAUAAUCUUCAUUAUUCUGGGCAUUGUAGUCAACUGUGGCGGCAACACUGAACACACAUAUAUCGGAGGCAAAUAUUUCCACGUCGAUGAUGCACCCUUUGUUGGCGGUAUUGGUGGUUUCGCAUCCGUCUUCGUUACGGCUUCAUUUGCUUUUGGUGGCACCGAGUCUAUUGCAGUUACAGCUGGUGAAACCAAGGACCCAGCGAAGAACAUGCCCAAGGUGGUCCGCAACGUCUUCUGGCGUAUCAUAUUAUUCUACAUUGUGUCUAUCAUCAUCAUUGGUCUCAAUGUACCAUACAACUACCCUGGCCUGUCCAACGGAGACACGGCUACCAGCCCCUUCACCCUCGUCUUCCAACAGGCCGGCAGCGCCGUUGCAGGCAGUUUCAUUAAUGCGGUGCUUAUGACUAGCGUUAUUUCCGCAGCGAAUCAUGCUUUGUUUGCUGGAUCCAGACUACUUUAUACCUUGGCUGUUGAUGGAUAUGCGCCCCGGUUUUUUGGCCAUCUGAAUCGUUUUCAGAUCCCCUGGGUUGCUGUCCUGGCGACGUCUGUGAUCAGUGGUUUAUGCUUUGGUGCCAGUUACAUCGGAGCUGGCCAGUUAUGGUCGUGGUUACAAAACAUUGUUGGAGUUUCUAACCAAAUCUCAUGGGUCUGCAUUGGAGUAGCAUCUCUCCGUUUCAGAGCUGCUAUUCGCCACCAAGGCCUUGAACAUCUCCUCCCUUACAAGAACUGGACAUACCCAGUUGGACCUAUCAUCGCCAUCGGCCUCAACAGUGUUCUCAUCCUCGUACAAGGCUGGAAAUGCUUCAGUCCACACUUCAAGGGAGUCGACUUUGUUUCCUACUACAUUGAAAUUCCUGUCAUGAUUGUGAUGUUCCUCGCCUGGAAGUUGUUCAAACGGACACGGUUUGUUCAUCGCGGCGAGAUGGACCUGAUCACAGAUCGAUACAACCUUAUUCACAGCACCGGAGUCGACGUGAAUGAUCCAAAUGAAGGUUCACCAAAUAUCCACGAUGAUAAUGCACCAGAUGGGUCGCGCAAAAAGAAAUUCUUUUCGUGGGACCCAGAGGACAAGAGCGUCCUGGGGAGGAUUAAGCAGGUGGGCAUGUGGUUGUUCUUAUAAUAUGUUUCUUUAAUGAUUUCUGUACAUACAAACCGUAACAGAUAAUUGUGUUACGAAUAACGAUGUAUACGC
Aspergillus pseudonomiae is the source of this 1947-nucleotide messenger RNA. Its product is annotated as amino acid permease. Gene Ontology annotation, cellular component: membrane. The transcript is spliced from 5 exons. Gene Ontology annotation, biological process: amino acid transmembrane transport. Gene Ontology annotation, molecular function: amino acid transmembrane transporter activity. The record is from RefSeq and is a predicted model, not a curated record. NCBI's taxonomy places the organism in Eukaryota, Fungi, Ascomycota, Eurotiomycetes, Eurotiales, Aspergillaceae. Bases 112 to 1875 code for a protein of 587 amino acids.